Molecule: messenger RNA, 1110 nt
Organism: Penicillium egyptiacum
Lineage: Eukaryota; Fungi; Ascomycota; Eurotiomycetes; Eurotiales; Aspergillaceae
Source: the annotation of a GenBank genome assembly
AUGGACCAUUCCACGAAGAAACCGUCUUUGCCUCGCUUGACCACCAACAUUCCCCUACUGCAGAAACCCGCCAAUGCAUCGUGCGAUGCUUUACAAACACUCGGUGGCAAUGCACCCCCGGUCAUCAUGCCCGAGAGGCCGGCGAGAACUUCAUCAAUGUUCAAGGAGGACAAGCACGAUGAGGAGAACAUCAUCCCUAGCACACGUUUUACAUCAGAGAGCAUGCCUAUCUAUGUUUCCCAGAAAAGUGUGGACGAUUCACCGUUGACAAAGGUGAAGAAGUUGUACUACGAAGACGCAUUUACAGCCCGUGGAUCGCACAACUCCCCCAAGGACCGCGUCACCCAUGAAUCUGUUGUUGUCGUUGAGCUCAAGACCAACACAAAGGCUAAGGAUGAUACACCCAAGUUACUGUCGGAUUUCGCACACUUCCUUGCCCAGGUCUACCAGCGUCCGGAGACAUCAAUGCUUGUCACCAUCGACCAGAACGCUGACUUGCUUUUCGGAAAUACCUCCGGUUCGGCGUACCUGUUGAAGAUCACUGCUCUCUCGAGUUUGAUUGGACCCCUCACCAACCUCCGCAACACGGGCCUAAUCCAAUCAACGAUCCAAGAAAUGUUUGGCAUUGCACCUGACAAAGGAGUCGUGAUCUACACACCAGUGAGCGAAGAUAACGUUGCAACCAAUGGGACGACCGCCAGGAGUGAGAUCGACCGCCUCGAACGAAUUGGUUCCAGCAAUAGCCCCUCGAUCUUCAAGUCUAUCUCGCGAUCGAUGAGUCGUCGUAUGAAAUCGAGCAGCGGCAACAGUGCUCCUCUUUCCCUCACUUCGGUCAUGAGUCCUGACGUCGUAAACUCUACUUCAACUUCUCCCGUCGCUGUUACUUCAGGUCAGGGCCCUCUCCCGAGGCCAGAUCAAGCAGGCGACAAAAAGCCGAUAGAGUCACCCAAGGGGGAACCAGUCCAGCAGGUCCCAUCCAAGGAGGAGAAAUUUGAACGAACCUUAAAGAAGAGAGAGAGCUUGAAGAGUUUUGUUAACCGCCGGUUGGGUGAAUUGGGCGAGCUGACCACAAUGAAACCAUUCACAGCCACGAAGGGAAAAAAGGAUUAG